AUGGACUGCAGUCUCACAAACGUCAGAAGAAUUCAGAAAAAGAUAUACUUUGUGUUUUUCAUAUUUUGGAUUUAUCUUCCAUCUCAUAACAAUGGGAUAAACCCACCGUUCAUCAGUCCCUGGCAUACAUUAACGGUCAAUGGAACAAGCCCGGUGUAUAUCCCCCACCCCCUCGGUGAGAUACCGGGGAAGGUGGACGUCCAGGUCAAGGUGGUUGAAGCAGGACAAGAGUACAUAUUCCCCGGAAUCGGGUCAGGUCAAAGUGAUGACGACAUCUUGGCUGAGUACGGAGGCGUAGCUUAUCUAUAUAAUGAUGUUCAUGUUAAAGUUUUUAUUCCUAUCGAAAAGAGCGACAGUGCUGGAAUUGGCCGCAUCGUAACAACGGGUCCCGGAUCCUACUCUGGUCCAUUCCAAGGCACCUUCGUGACCGGAAGUGUCCGGAUCAGAGCCUGGCGAUCAUCAGACUGGCCGACUCCAAAUCACGAGACCAAGAUCACCAUAUCCAACAGUGCACCACACCAAACUGUUCCUCACUGUCUGGGGACCUAUACCUAUCCCGAUUUCGUCACCGCACAGGUGAAUGUGGGUGGUGGUUACGUGACAGAAGCAACAGGCGUGGUACCUCUCACCGUGAACGAUGGUGGAUUAGCAGCAUCCUUAACCAACACAGAACACAUCUGCGGAGUUGUGUACGCAAUCACUCAGACCUCCAUUACAAUUUGGUCGCCGAAUAAAAACAAUGACUUUGUGACAUGUUUUUCUGAUGGCUGGGGAGCAUCUUUAAAGUUUUCAUCCGCUGAUGUCAUAGUUAAACAAUGGAUCCUGUCUCCAUUUGACCUUCACACUGACUAUUCGUUCACCUUGAACUCGGGUGACGCAACGACGGGUCGAAUGUCAUCACUGCUACCAAUUGACCUGGAUAACUAUCUAGUAUCUGUGCAGGCAAGGGACACGACUGUUUCAAACGGGCGGAUGUUCCACGCGUCAGGUUCGGUAACUGUGGGACGAUCAGGGGAGAAUUUUGGUGGGGUUGUGUACGGUUAUACCAGCAGCGAAGUUCUGUUAUGGACGCCUAGUGCCCCCACUGGUCACUUGAUUUAUGUAGGGGGAGUGUGGGGAGGAGGCGUCGACUCCAUGGCUGUAAACGAUGCGCAGAUUACCAUCAAAGUGGUCAAGACCGGAGGCGCAGCAAGCUCCACUGUAUGGUCGUCCCCGCUACCUGCGCCAGUUAAUAUUACCAAUGCAGACGUUAUGGUCGAGUGUAACUAUGCUCUAUACUCCUGCCGAGAGGGAUACUAUUCGAACGGCGCCAGCAGUUAUAUUGUUUAUGAUGGUCAGGCGUGGUCAAGCACGGCUAUGGAAUGUAGACCGGUUCCAAAUCCAGCUAAUGCAACCCCAAUCGAAGAGAUUGUUCGGCACUUGAAAAUCUCCAAAACUAAUACGUCAGCUUACGAGAGGAGUCUCAAAUGUGCCUAUGAUCCUCGCCCUAGUUCUACGGCCAUAGGAGGAGUAGGGGUGGCAGUUUUGUGCUUAUUCGCCGCAUUGAUUAUUAUAGCCGAUUGCGAAGGAAUUUACCGCAACAAGGAACUUUUAUGUGGUGGAACUGAGACAGGCGAUAGCAUGUGAUAAGAAGGGAACUGUAAUAGAUGUGAUAUAUUACUCGUAUGCAUAAUUUAGGUUUCUAUUGUUUGGGGAUUUCAAAUCAGUUCAGAUGUUAUAUUAUGAACUGUAUUAUGGUUAUACUCGACUUGAAAAAAAUAUGACAUUAUUUGCUUCAUCCUCGCUGGUUAAUUGCAGGGGUCUCUGAUCAUAUCGCACCUCAACGAUCAGAAACCUUUGGCUAGCAAAGAUGUGUUUGCUAAAGAAAUAUUGAGGCUGUUUUAAGUCAUGUCUAAAAAGAAACAAUAAGGAAAAUAUAAGGAUUUUUUAAAAUAAUGUUAGUGUUAUUUGAAGACAUAAUUUAUCGGAAUCGAAGCAUUUUUUUGUCAGGAUGGGUAUAAACUAGCAAAAUAGUUGGCACUUGAUGCAUGCUUUUGCUUUUAAUUAGAAGAUUUAAAUUUUGACAUAAUAGUUUGUGAUCUAACAAGAGCAUUUAUAAGAUUUGUAAAAACUAAGUACAUUCUUUAGGUUUUGGUAUCAGAAAAUCACAUGAUCAUGCAACACCUUAAACGUGAGUGCAUGCAGGUAAUGUACCAUUUUUGCCCUAAGUAUCAAGUGGUUAAAAAAAUAUGAUUGUUUUAGAAAAAAAAUCUUACUUUUGUAGUAUGUUUCAAACACUAGCGAAAUGUGAUAAAAACAGAAUUUUAAUAUUAUAUCAUGUUGUUUUAAAAAACAGAUGAUUAAAAUAAGAUUAAGUGCAUGUAGAGAAUGUUUUUAUGAUUUGAUGAGUAUUAGCUUUA
Magallana angulata is the source of this 2399-nucleotide messenger RNA. RefSeq lists its product as uncharacterized. Lineage: Eukaryota; Metazoa; Mollusca; Bivalvia; Ostreida; Ostreidae. The transcript has 9 exons. The record is from RefSeq and is a predicted model, not a curated record. The coding region runs from base 1 to 1626 and encodes 541 amino acids.